GUUGUUAUGACGGUUAAGUGUAGGUAGUGUUCAGGCAGUAGUCUUCCUGCAUGGUCUGAAAGCACAGCUGUACCUGGGUUGCUGAAACUUGAACAUGGGCAAACAGAAUGACGACCAGGCAGACCAUAAGAUGGGAAACUUUGAGGAAAACGCUGGGAAGCAGACAGUCACAGGAUGCCUCUUCAGCGCAGCCUUCUUCGGGGCCCUGGGCUCGUCUUUCCUUUAUGGCUACAACCUCUCUGUGGUCAAUGCUCCUGCUGUGUACAUCAAAGCUUUCUACAAUAAGACAUGGAUGGAGAGAUAUGGAGAGCCAAUUCCAGCAGAGAGAGUCACCCUCUUCUGGUCCAUCACAGUGUCCAUAUUUUCUAUUGGAGGCCUCAUUGGGGCUCUGGCCGUCUCUUUUAUCAUCAAAGCAUUGGGAAGAAAGGGAACCUUGCUGCUGAAUAACGGCUUUGCCAUAAUAGCUGCUCUGCUGCUGUCCCUGGGGGAGAAAUCAAGAUCUUUUGAGAUGCUCAUCAUUGGUCGCCUCAUUAUGGGGGUGGACUCUGGUAUAGCUCUCAGUGCCCUCCCUAUGUACCUGGGAGAGAUUUCCCCAAGACACAUCAGAGGCUCCAUUGGCCAGUUCAACUCCAUCCUGAUCUGCUUAGGAGUGUUCACAGGACAAGUGCUGGGGCUGCCUCAGCUGCUUGGUCAGGAGUCGAGGUGGAACUUCCUCUUUUCUUUCCUGGCACUGCCGGCUGUGCUGCAGCUGUGCGUGCUGCCCUUCCUUCCCGAGAGUCCGCGCUACCUGCUGCUGGAGAAGAGAGAUGAAGCCGGAGCAGAAAAAGCUUUCCAGAGGUUUUUGGGAAAGAAAGACGUGUCCCAAGAGCUGGAAGAGGUCCACGCGGAGGCUCGAGCUCAGGACAAUCUGCACAUCGUCUCUGUGCUGCAGCUGCUGAAGAACCCAGCUGUGCGCUGGCAGCUCAUCACUGUCAUCAUCACCAUGGCCUGUUAUCAGCUCUGUGGCCUCAAUGCUAUCUGGUACUACACCAAUGGGAUCCUUCGGGCAGCAGGUUUUGCCGAUAACUUACUUCCCUACAUCACAUUGAGCACAGGAGCUAUAGAGACUCUGGCUGCCAUCGUCUCGGGUUUGGUGAUUGAACGAAUUGGAAGGAAACCCCUCCUCAUAUUUGGUUUUUCUUCCAUGGCCGUGUUCUUCAGCCUCCUCACAGUUUUCCUUAAUUUCCAGGAUAGUGUGUCAUGGAUGCCCUACCUCAGUUACAUCUGUAUCCUGGCUGUGAUUGCGUCCUUUUGCUCUGGACCAGGUGGCAUCCCCUUUAUCCUGACCGGGGAGCUGUUUGAACAGUCUUACCGGCCUGCCGCCUUCAUGAUCGCCGGCACUGUGAACUGGCUGUCCAACUUCACCGUGGGCCUCCUGUUUCCAUUCAUUCAAGAUUUGCUGCAGGACUUUGCCUUCCUGGUGUUUGUGGGGGUGUGCACCUUGGGAUCCAUCUACCUCUAUGUCGUCCUCCCUGAAACCAAAAAUAAAACAUUUAUGGACAUCAGCCAGAGCUUUGCUAAGAUUAACAAAAUGCCCAACCCCUCCCUUGGCCAGGAAAUGGAGCUGAUUCUGUCCAUUAAGCCUGACUCUAAUGGAAAAGCCCAAGAUGUCACGAAGACAGAGAGUUCCUUCUGAAUGAACGGACAGCACUAAUAAUAGAGAAACAGGGUCAAAUUAUAAAGUAAAAUAUUUGUAGUUUUUACAUGUCUAUUUAAUGAAAAUAUUCAAUUCACUUUAAAUGUGUUUUUUUAUAUGUUUUACAUGACAGGGAUAUUAAGGUGUAUUACAGGAUUUCAGUUUGCAGUAAUUCAUUGUUUAUGCCUCUUAAUAAAAAGAAGAAAACCAAGAGA
This is a messenger RNA of Acanthochromis polyacanthus (spiny chromis), 1890 nucleotides long. RefSeq names its product solute carrier family 2 member 9, like 2 (gene slc2a9l2). Gene Ontology annotation, cellular component: membrane. Gene Ontology annotation, molecular function: hexose transmembrane transporter activity. The transcript has 13 exons. Bases 95 to 1675 code for a protein of 526 amino acids. NCBI's taxonomy places the organism in Eukaryota, Metazoa, Chordata, Actinopteri, Pomacentridae. The record is from RefSeq and is a predicted model, not a curated record. Gene Ontology annotation, biological process: monosaccharide transmembrane transport.